GCCGAAAAGCCCUUGGUGGAGGCCGCAGCGCCCGCGACCAAGCCCUCGAUGUUCGCCAUGGCCGCCCUCGGCCUCCAGGUCGCCAUGACGUGCGUGUUCUACACGGCCAGGCUCGAUCUCACCAAGGCAGACAGAACUAAUUCCUCGUCCAUCUACAACUACUACGUCGGAGUCGCGCUGAUGAUGUUCGUGGGCUUCGGCUACCUCAUGUCCUUCCUCAAAUCGUACGGGCUGGGGGCCGUAGGCCUCACGAUGUACACCACAUGUCUCGGGGUGGAGUUCGCCAUCAUCGUCGAGAGCUUCAUGGGCAAGGGGGCGCUGACCAUCGACUUCUUGUCUCUCCUGAACGGCAACUUCGCGAUCGCGGCUGUACUCAUCAGCUUCGGAGGCCUGAUCGGCAAGAUCAGCCCUUUGCAGAUCACCGUCUUCACCUGCGUGGAGCUCGUCUGCUACUGCUCGAACAAGGUCUUUGUCCUCGGCCAGUACAACAAAGAGCCCCUGAUCGCAGACUGUGGUGGCACCAUUAUCAUCCACGUGUUCGGGGCGUAUUUUGGCCUCUGCGCGUGCAAGGUGCUGGGGCCGCCGAGCCGUGCAGAGCUCAACGCGAGCUGCUACAGCUCGGAUCUCUUUUCGCUCGUCGGCACCGUCUUCCUCUGGCUCUUCUGGCCCAGCUUCGUUGCCGGGGCCCUCGACGACCCCUUCCAGCAGACCCAGGCGCUCAUCAACACCGUCCUCGCGCUGCUGGCCUCGACGAUGGCGAGCUUCGGCCUGACGCCGCUGCUGAUGAACGGGCUCAUCGGGACCGUGCCCAUCCAGAACGCCACCCUGGCCGGUGGCGUAUCCAUAGGGGCGACGGCGAACCUCGUAGGCCCGUUCGGAGCCGUGGUCGUCGGCGGCCUCGCCGGGUUGCUCUCAACGUGGGGCUUCGUCAAGGCCCCCUUCCUGGCCGACGUGGACACUUGCGGCAUCAACAACCUCCACGGCAUGCCCGGCCUGUUUGGGGGGCUUGUGUCCAUCGCAGUGCCGCUCUUCUAUGCGGGCACGGGGGUGAGCAUGCUGAAUCAGGCGAUCGGCCUUCUCGCCACUCUGGCGGUCGCCUGUGUCACUGGCGCAGCCACGGGGUUCAUCCUGAAGAAGAUGGACACGCCCGCGGAGCCCUUCACGGACACGUCCUUCUGGGAGUGCGCCGAGGACAUUUCCAAGGUGUGGUACGAGGCGCUCAUGACGUCGCUGAGGGCACUCCUGGACGGCCACGUGCGGCUGUGCGUGCGGCGGGCCGCUGCGGACGUGUCCGCGAGCAGCGCGCGGUGGCCGGUGGCCCUGAGCGCGCCCGAGCCGCAGCUGAGCGCCCUCUUCGGGCACCUCGGCGGCGGGCCGGCGUUCCUGGCCCUGUGGCAGCUGCUGAACGGCACCUGCAGGCUGCAGCUCCUGUGCGCCCACCACCCGGCGCUGCGCCUCCCCGCCGCUGGGCUGCCCAGGCGGAGCGCGGUGCUCUGGGGCGCGGCGGCCGGCGCGCCCCCUCGCUUCGUGUGCGCGGACAGGAGCGCGCCCUGGCCGCGCCUGGCGGUUCACGCCCGCGGCACCACGUGGGAGCUGCACGCCGGGCACGCCGCCCGGUGGUCUGGCGUGGCCGCGCGCCCAGCGCGGGGCGACGAGGAGCGGGCGCCCGCCGCCGCCUCGGCCGACGACCCCCGGGGGUGCUACGACUCGCAG
Prorocentrum cordatum is the source of this 1713-nucleotide messenger RNA. The record is from the annotation of a GenBank genome assembly. NCBI's taxonomy places the organism in Eukaryota, Dinophyceae, Prorocentrales, Prorocentraceae.